Molecule: messenger RNA, 366 nt
Organism: Necator americanus (New World hookworm)
Lineage: Eukaryota; Metazoa; Nematoda; Chromadorea; Rhabditida; Ancylostomatidae
Exons: 1
Coding region: 1-366 (121 amino acids)
Source: RefSeq, a predicted model, not a curated record
AUGCUGACCGAAUUCGACGAAACAUGUGGAUGCAUCGGUCUUCAGCUGAAUCUACAAAAAACGAUGUUCAUGAGGAACGGAUGGGUCUCGGAUGCCCCACUCACGCUCAACGGAACGAACAUAUCCGAAUGCACCAACUAUGUUUACCUCUGUCGGGAAUUGAAAAUGAUCAACGACCUGACCCCCGAGCCUGAGCAGACGAGCGGCUUGGGGAGCGUACAAGCGCAUCGAGGAUGUAGUGAAGAAGACCAGGAACACCCGGCUCCGUGCUCACCUCUUCAACACCACCGUACUUCCUGCUUUGACCAAUGCUUCGGAAACCUGAGCAUUUCGCAAGCAGAAAGAAAACGCAGUGAGCGUCAUUGA